Molecule: messenger RNA, 1078 nt
Organism: Chironomus riparius
Lineage: Eukaryota; Metazoa; Arthropoda; Insecta; Diptera; Chironomidae
Source: the annotation of a GenBank genome assembly
CUCGAUGUGAAUUGAUCGUGGAAAAAUAAAUAAAUUUAUUGAAAAGAAAUUCGUCAGUGAAGUUUUUAAAACGUGCAGAAAUAUGGACAUAUCAGAUUUUAAAAUUAAUGGUCAACUUGACUUUGUCCAGAAAGAUGUUUCCGAGUUUCGUGAUUACACAAUUGAUGAUAAGGAUCCAGUAAAGGAGAGAGUGAGACGAACUUAUCGCUUGAUGCAUCUUAAUCAAACGGUUGACUACGUAAAAAAAUGUCGUGAUGAAUGGCUUAAAUUCAAUCAUGCGAAGAUGACUGUGCGUGAGGCUUUGGAGAAGCUUAAUGACUUGAUAGACGAGAGUGAUCCGGAUGCUGACUUUCCCAAUAUGAUUCAUGCCUUUCAAACAGCCGAACGAGCCCGUAAGGAAUAUCCUCAACACGAUUGGCUUCAUUUGACUGCAUUGAUUCAUGAUAUGGGAAAAGUUAUGGCUUUUUAUGAUGUGCCCCAAUGGGCUGUUGUCGGAGACACAUUUGUCGUUGGAUGUGAAUGGACGGAAAAUAUUGUCUACCGAAAUGAAAGCUUUGAGGGAAAUCCCGACGGAAGUAAUCCAAAGUAUAAUACAAAAUAUGGAAUGUAUGAGCCGAAUACAGGCUUGGAUAAUCUCCUUUUAAGCUGGGGACAUGACGAGUACUUGUAUAAUGUCCUUAAGCACAACAAAAGCAAACUUCCUAAACAAGCAUUGAACAUUAUUCGCUUCCAUUCAUUCUAUCCAUGGCAUACAUUUGGCGACUAUGAACAUUUAAUGAAACCCGAGGACGAAGAAACAAAAAAUUGGGUUCUGAUAUUUAAUCGUUAUGAUUUGUACACAAAAUCAACAGUCAUUCCAGACGUUGAUGCUCUGUGGCCAUACUAUCAGGGAUUGAUUGACAAAUAUGCUCCUGGCGCUCUUGAAUGGUAGACUUUUUUUUUGAGGGGGUAUGGAGUAUUGAUGCAGACAAAUUAUUAAGGUGUGUUGUGAGGUGGAAAUGUGAAUUUUGAGAUGGAGAUAAGGAAGAUUUUGAAGAAUUCAAAAACAAUUUCAAGACUUUUUAUUAGAUUGUUUUAA